AUGGUACAAUUUGUAUUUGAAUAUAAUGCCCGUCCCUUCCUCCUCGACCUCGACCUCAGAGGGAAAAGCCAAGAGGUCGAAGGAGCAGCCAAGACCUCGAGGGUGAGAGGAGGAGGAGGUGUUCGUCGUCAGGUCCUUUUGCUGAGCUUGGUAUCCUUAGCUCUCCUGCCGUGUGCGGGGGCCCUGGACUGCUUCAGGUGCGGUUCGUUCAACGGCUCGGACCCUCACUGCGAUGACCCCUUCCACUUCAACUAUUCCAGCCACUACUUAGCCUCGCCCUGUCUUGCGGGCUGGAAGAACAGAAAUGGGCUCUAUCCUUCAACGCACUGUAUUAAACUCUCUGGGUAUUUCUAUCAAACUUCUGAACAGAUGGUCGUUAGAAGCUGCACCAUCGAUUCGGGAACACUUACGACAGACACAGAACUGGGACGCCAGAGCCAUUGCGGGAUGUUUACUUAUGAUGGAAAAACGGUGGUGGGCUGUCUCGAGUCUUGCAACAGCUUCGACGCUUGCAACAUUUCUGCUGCCCCCUUGUCUCCGGGAUUUCUCUUCAUUUCCUCGCUCCACAUGCCUGCCGUCACCGACAACACUGCACGGAGAAUACCAUCAACUCCUUAG
Molecule: messenger RNA, 618 nt
Organism: Penaeus chinensis
Lineage: Eukaryota; Metazoa; Arthropoda; Malacostraca; Decapoda; Penaeidae
Exons: 6
Coding region: 1-618 (205 amino acids)
Biological process (GO): sleep; regulation of synaptic transmission, cholinergic; positive regulation of voltage-gated potassium channel activity
Source: RefSeq, a predicted model, not a curated record